Molecule: messenger RNA, 2240 nt
Organism: Boleophthalmus pectinirostris (great blue-spotted mudskipper)
Lineage: Eukaryota; Metazoa; Chordata; Actinopteri; Gobiiformes; Gobiidae
Gene: naa40
Product: N-alpha-acetyltransferase 40, NatD catalytic subunit
Exons: 8
Coding region: 391-1113 (240 amino acids)
Cellular component (GO): nucleus
Molecular function (GO): histone H2A acetyltransferase activity; histone H4 acetyltransferase activity; protein N-terminal-serine acetyltransferase activity
Source: RefSeq, a predicted model, not a curated record
GCACCAUGAACACAUUUCCGGGAUUGCGGCGCUGGAGGUGGCCACGUGAAGGCGACACACCGCGGCAGAGAAGAGCCGAACGACCCGGAGGAAGGAACCCUCACCACCUCCACCCACUACACACUCCCGGGCGGGCAGGCUGUUGGCGCCAACCCGGACCCCGGCUCCAGGCUCCAGGCCAACUCUCCUACGCUCCACGGUGACGCUCUGAUCGGACCUGCCGCUAACAAUCCCUCCUUUGAUCCGCCAUUGUGCCGUGUGUGGCUGCUGUGGAGCGGCUAGCCCCGUUAGCACGGUCUGUACCGCGGGAGUGUGUGCGCUUUCUCCGCGCCUCGUCCCGAGACCCGAGUGUGCGCAGCCAGGGACAAAAGAGAAGCACACCGCCGCAGAAUGGGGAGAAAGUCCAACAAGGCCAAGGAGAAGAAGGCGCGGCGUCUGGAGGAGAGGGCCGCCAUGGACGCCGUAUGCGCCAAAGUGGAUGCAGCCAAUAAGCUGGAGGACCCCCUGGCUGCCUUCCCUGCCUUCAAGAAGUACGACAGAAACGGGCUGAACCUGCAGAUCGAGUGUCGGAGAGUGACCGCUCUGAACCCUCUGUCCGUGGAGUGGGCGUUCGAGCUGACCCGGGCCAACAUGCAGACCCUGUACGAGCAGAGUGAGUGGGGCUGGAAGGAGCGGGAGAAGCGCGAGGAGAUGAAUGACGAGAGGGCGUGGUACCUGCUGGCCCGUGACGCCGCAGACUCCGCCCCCGUGGCCUUCUCACACUUCCGCUUCGACGUGGAGUGUGGAGAUGAGGUGCUUUACUGUUAUGAGGUGCAGCUGGAAAGCAGAGUGCGGAGGAAAGGACUGGGCAAGUUUCUCAUCCAGAUCCUACAGCUCAUCGCCAACAGCACACAGAUGAAGAAGGUGAUGCUGACGGUUUUCAAACAUAACCUGGGAGCGUACCAGUUCUUCAGAGAAGCUCUCCAGUUUGAGAUCGAUGAGACGUCUCCCAGCAUGUCUGGCUGCUGUGGGGAUGACUGCUCCUAUGAGAUCCUGAGCCGGAGAACCAAACACGGGGAGGCGUCGGCCGGCCACACCCACGGUGGCGGGCACUGUGGCGGCUGCUGUCACUGAGGCUCUUCUGAUUUGCUCGUCUUAUGUCCUCUAUGAGUGUGAGGAGUGAGCGUGGACAUAGACAGCACUCUGGAGCAGCAGCCUUUGUUUCAUGACUUGGUUUAGUCUUUUCUUUUGUCCCAGUUAGGUCUUUAGCUAGUGCUGCUCCUUUCCACCCUCUUCACCCAGACACUUUCAGAGAACACUGGUACAGCUGGGACUGCAGGGCCUGUCCCCACAUGGACAUGGACAUCUGUCCUCAUCACUCACUUUACACAAGAAGCUCCAUGGAUGUGGCUCUGACAGUAUUUGUACAAAUACAUUUUGGGAGAUGGUAAUAAUGGUGUUAAACCUAGCAUUAUGUCUUAAGUUUGAUUUUCAAUGGAUACAAUCAAAUGUUGAAUCUAAAAGUCAGUACUGGACCAGUGUCCAUGUGCCCUGUCUGACCCUGAGCUCCUCACACUGAGGCACACACAUGUACAGUCUGUAUUUAUUGAAAAAAUGGCCGCUAUCUGUUUGCUUCCGUUUGCAGCCUUCAUUUGAAACCUGCUCAUUCCUUUGUAAACAUUCACUCUCAUCAUUCCACUCCCCUGGGAAUGCCCGCUCUGCCCUCCUCUCUCUCCUCUCCCUCCUCUCCUUCCUCUCCUCUCCCUCCUCUCCCAUUGACACAUUUCUGGCUCCUUUAUUUGGAUUGUAAGAGAGGUGUCACAGCCCAUGCUGUUGUCCCCAGCUCGUGUGCAUGUCCUAAGAGUAAAAUCAUGACAGACUUUUGAUUAGACACAGUGAAAACAGGACUCACGCAGGAGGUGAGGCGGCCGCCCUCCACUGCCCCCUCAUGGCGCUCUCAGGAUAACGCUCCACUCUCAAACCUCAGCUGUUUUUAUUUGAGUUUAAAAGCCUUACACAGUCAAUUAGUUGUACAUGGAAAUUGCCCAAUGCCUUUUUAACAUGCCUCUGAGCUAAGACAGCUUUUAUUUGAGCUCUUUUUAAAUGACCAAACAGCUCCUGCGUUGUGUGUAUAGUUAUUUCGUUGUUGGCCUUGUUGAAUCUGAGCUCUUUGUUUUGGAGUCAUAAAUCCACAAAAGGGAUGUUCUGCCUUGUCAGUGUUUGAUUUGUUCAAAUAAAGGAAAGUUAUUUGACUUUUCAAA